Molecule: messenger RNA, 1191 nt
Organism: Coprinopsis cinerea okayama7#130
Lineage: Eukaryota; Fungi; Basidiomycota; Agaricomycetes; Agaricales; Psathyrellaceae
Exons: 2
Coding region: 1-1191 (396 amino acids)
Source: RefSeq, a predicted model, not a curated record
AUGUCGGCCAUACUUCCCCCAGAGAUCUGGGGACACAUAUUCUCGCUCGCCUGUCGGGAUGGCGGGCAAACUGGGAGAAGCCUGAGCCUCGUCUCUCGUGACUUCCAUUCUUAUUCCGCGCGAGUCAAGUACCAGUCCAUCACUCUGACCACAUCGAGGGAGAUUCUUCGCUUUUCCACAUUACUCCCCCGACUCCAAGAGCAUCAGCGUCGCGUCAAGUUUCUCUUUGUUCAUUGCCCCAACAUCUACCUGGACGUUCCGGAAGACGAAGAUGACGAAGACUACGUACAAAGUCCUCAAAACUCAAUGUCAGCCUCUUCCUCAUCCUCAAGUACUGAUUCUAUGGAAUCGACACGUUCGACGAACGUAAUGGAGCUGGAUGAUUCAGACGACUCCCCGGAGGCUAUCGACAACGACGAAUACCGUGAAUUAAUCCAAGAGGCGGAUACCUUUCUGAACAACUCGGACGACGUGGAAAUGGCUGAAGACAACGACACUCAUACCUCCCAGUUUCACGAGGAAAUGAUCGCCGCGGACGAAAUCGUUACCGACGCCCUUCAUUCCAUCCUCAGUGCAAACGCUUCUACCCUCGAAAUCCUCUCCAUCCGCUGGACGUCCUUCCACCCUCGUUUAAUGGACCAGCUCUUUCCCCAGCUCCCGGUCCUGAAGGAACUAUGCUUGCUGCGAUCCUUUUCAGCCGAUGAAGCCAUCGAACCCGCCUCGAACGACCCCAUGCCGCCCCUUUUUCCGUCGCUCCGUCGCUUCCACAUAGGCGGCUAUGUUGAACAGAGAUCGCUGUCAUUCAGCCAGUCACUGGCGACCCUUACACCCAACUUGGAGUACCUCCGCAUACCCCAUUACUUCUUCCUACAUGACGGCAAUGAAGAUGAAGAACCGCCUCUAAGCAAGGUUUCCUUGAAGAAGCUCAUUCUCGAGCUACCCGCCCACGAUCCAACAGCUGAUAUUCCCACCAGCGCCAUUUGGUCUCACAACUCACUCCGCUUACACCUCUUCGGGCAGGGUCAUUCAUCCCCAAAGAUUGCAACUAAAGUCGAAUUGAUAAGUGGCACUGCUGUCAACGACGAUGUGGAUACAUGGGCCGGGCAAUGGUUAGAUCGAAUUUCGGGAGGGGAAGGGUGUUGGAAUCGAGUCCAUGAUCAGACAGGCCUCGAGUUUUCUCCAGGUCCUUGA